This is a messenger RNA of Blumeria graminis f. sp. triticale, 2430 nucleotides long. The record is from the annotation of a GenBank genome assembly. NCBI's taxonomy places the organism in Eukaryota, Fungi, Ascomycota, Leotiomycetes, Helotiales, Erysiphaceae.
AUGACUUCAAUUCAUCCUAAUCCAUCGCCAGCUAUAAAAGCUACGGCAUCGUCAUCUUCCCAUCCGGACCUCAAUCAAUCCCCAAGCAUAUCAAACUCACCCGCAUCGAGUUUCUCUGAUGCGUAUAAAGAAGACGCCCAAAUGGCUAACGUAAAAAAUGGAGAUUCAACACUUAUCGACGACGACUAUGCAAUGACGUUUGACUCUGAUGGGGAAGAACUUUCUGAUAGACAGGAUACUCGGGACAUAUUGCAGGAAAAUUUUGAGCCAGGCAUUGUAUCAUUGCCAUCUAUCGUAUCAGCCACCAAUCCAUCAUCUACCUAUCCUUCUCAAAAAACUGAUGCCAUCGAAUUGCCUCAUCCUGGCGCAUCCGCCGUCCAUCCUCCCCACCUCAACCCUACCACCCAUGUUGAUCAGGCUCCUGAAGCGCCUGAUUUCACUGUUAAUCAUAAUAGCACUAAUUCUGCCCAGAUUCCUAUCGUUACUACUUCUACCUUCACUAAUAAUGAAAUGCCUAGUGCAAGGCCUCAAGCCUUUGACGAUCUUACUGCUAGUGGUAUUGAUAUUCAACAGCUCUUGGACAACAUUACAGCCAAUGCUGAGAAACCAGAUUCUCCCUAUCUAAAGAAUCACAGCCUUCCCAUGCAUGCAAGCCUUCCGCCACGUCCAAUUGUCUCCCAGAGCCGCAAUCGUCCUGACGAGGCGCCAAAAUAUUUUGUUGGAACCCCAGGUCUCCCUCCAGCCUCUAGCUCUUAUAGACCUCCGGGGGGUAUCUCAUCUCUCGUAGCUGCUGGUGCGCCAGGAACUUCUACUGACCCACGGAGCGGACUCCCACCUCCCCCGAGCGCAUCAUUUCGUGGCCCACUAUCUGCUACAACAUCAACAAGCCCUACCACUUACAUCUCAGUAAAUCAAUCAUCUGUGACGGAUCUAGCAAAUUAUGUGGACAACGAUGACGGUGAUGAUUUCGAAACUAAAUGGGCUCCAAAAAUACAGAAAAUGUAUGACGAAUUUCUCGAGGACGAAAGGCGAUAUGUGACCGAAGGAAUGUGGGAUAGGUUUCCAGUUGGCUCACGAUUAUUUAUCGGGAAUCUUCCCAGCGAGAAAGUAACGAAGCGUGACCUAUUUCACAUCUUCCAUCAUUACGGAAAGAUCGCACAAAUAUCAAUUAAACAAGCGUAUGGCUUUGUUCAAUUCUUGCACAGCGAUCAUUGUUACAAAGCACUUGAUUCAGAACAGGGAGCAGAGGUUAGAGGGCGAAAAAUGCAUCUUGAAAUUUCUAAGCCACAAAAGAAUACCCGCAAUGCACAACACGCAGCUGCUUCCACUGGCCAACGAAACAAAUCACCAGAUAGAUCGGCCAACGGAAGAAGUAACCGUAAUAACGAUCGAUUCGAUCGCUUGACGGUAGCAGCUCGACCUGAUGAACAGAGUCGCUCAUUGCGCAUCCGAGAUGACUAUCGGCCUGCUAGACCAGCAUCGCCGCCUCGUAGCAGCAACUUUCGUGGUAGAGAUGCCUAUAUUCCAAACUUACGAGAAACACACGAUGCGCGCGAUAGGCGACGUUCGAGGUCACCUUACAACCAUAGAGAUAAUGGAAAAUAUCGAGAAAGAAGCCUCAGUCCCAGGGCUAGAGAUGAAGCAGACGAUAUUGAAAUGCUGAUCCCUCGUCGUGACCCUCGAGAUGUUCCAGAUAUGCAGAUAAUUUUGCUGGAACAGUUGGAUAGACAAUUUGUCUCGUGGGUGGAAAGCGAGGUGCGUGGCCGUGGUGUUAAGGUUGAAGUCAUGUUCUUGAGUCCUCGGGUCCCAAUUGAGAUGGUUAUUCGUCGACAAAUUCUAGAAGGAGUAUAUGCUGUCUCGAGACUUGACGUCAGUUCCCAGAACUGUAGCAAAAUUCCACUCCAAGUUUUCGAUCGUCAGGGCGGAGCAAACGAUGUACGAUUUGACGAAUACCAAGACCUUGAUCCAAAAAUAGCAGGUGAACUGGUUUUAAGAGCUAAACAGAGUCAACCGCUAGGACAUAGCCAGGCUCCUCCAUUCGCUCAGACCCCAUUUGUUAGCCCUACAUAUCAAAAUCCUGCCAUGCCAGCUACAGCCAAUCUUGCAAGUUUAGUCGGCUCACUAGAUAAUGCUACUCUUCAGAAGUUGUUAGAAACCCUCAACACGCCACAGCAGCAACAGAAUGCCCCGCAAGCAAACGCACCAUCUGUUGAUCUUGUUAGUCUAUUGGGGGGAUUCAAACAGAAUCCCGCAAUACAGAAUUACGCGCCUCCUAUAACCUCCAUCGAACAAUAUAGUAACGCUGCUCAUCCAGGUCAGAACCCGUACAUUAGCAAUAAUUCUGCCACAGCAUAUAACCAGUCCCAGCCACAUCAGCCAGCCCAACAAGUUCAAAAUAUCAUGGCUCAGCUAGCUAGGUUUCGGCAAUAA